CAGGGUUUCUUCUCUGGCUGUCCUGGACUCUGCUUUGUAGACCAGGCUGGCUUCAAACUCAAGAGAUCCACCUGCCUUUGCCUCCUGAGCCCUGGGAUUAAAGCAUUUGCAUGGAUGGCUCAGAAUCAGGAUGAAAGCAAGAAGCACUAGAGUCUGAGUUGGAUCAAGACAGGGCACUAACCUGACCUGACCUGCACCUGUCUUUACCACUACAUAGCACAUAAAGCCUCCUAGAUCCCUGUUCAGCAAGCAGCUGAAAUACUCUCACCUGCACCUGUUCUCUGUGCAUCAGAAAUCUGAGGUCCAGGUGUAUCAGCAGCCAAGAUGUCUAAUGAGCCACCCCCUCCUUAUCCGGGAGGCCCUACAGCCCCACUACUGGAAGAAAAAAGUGGAGCCCCACCUACCCCAGGCCGCACCUCCCCAGCAGUGGUGCAGCCGCCAUCAGGCAUGCCACUGCCCUCUGCUGAAGUUGCCCCCCCACCCUAUGAGCCACCUGGUCAUCCAAUGCCUCAGCCUGGCUUUGUGCCCCCCCACAUGAAUGCAGAUGGCACCUACAUGCCUACAGGUUUCUACCCUCCUCCAGGCCCUCACCCACCAAUGGGCUAUUACCCACCAGGACCCUACCCACCAGGGCCCUACCCUGGCCCUGGGGGCCACACGGCCACGGUCUUGGUUCCAUCAGGGGCAGCCACUACGGUGACAGUGCUGCAGGGAGAGAUCUUUGAAGGUGCACCUGUACAGACAGUGUGUCCCCACUGCCAGCAGGCCAUCACCACCAAGAUCUCCUACGAGAUUGGCCUGAUGAACUUUGUGCUGGGUUUCUUCUGCUGCUUCAUGGGGUGUGAUCUUGGCUGCUGCUUGAUCCCCUGCCUCAUCAAUGACUUCAAGGAUGUGACGCACACGUGUCCCAGCUGCAAAGCCUACAUCUACACAUACAAGCGCCUGUGCUAACGGUGCCAGACUUGGACUCCCCACCUAUCAGUCUGGCCCCAUGUGCUUUGUUCCCUGUGCUCAGUGGUCACUACUCCCCAACCCCCCAUUUAGGGUUGGAAGUUUUGCUACUGUACCCUGGAAAUCCUGUCCUCCCCUUGCCCUUCCCUGAGCAUCCGACUCUUCCAGCAAACAUUCUGUUGGAUUUAGGCCAAGGGCCAGUGGGUGACAUGGGGGUGGCAAUAAUCUGUGUGUUGCUUGGGCAUUUGCAAUCCAGAAGAUAAGCUGGAGAGGGUCUCUUAAUGGGGUCCUCAUUCCUCCUUUUCUGUAUAAGGUCCAGUUUGGCCCUUAACUCUUCCUGGGGCCAAGAACACCCAGAGAACAUCAACGGGUCCCAGAUGAGGGCUGACAGUGAGUGUUGUGCCUGAAACAACAGUUGUUCCUGACCUUUUGGAAGAGGUCAGGGUAUCAUGUAGGAUUAAGUGGACCCAAGCCUGAUGACAGGGUCUUAAGGCCUGGGUUUUUGUGUGGUAUGUUGUCUGGGGUACCAGCAUGGGUAAAAAAGAAAUGACUGCCCACCCUGGACCUCAGAACUCUCAGGUAUGGAAACCCAGGACUUCUACCCACUGUCCAGGAGGUACCUAAGAGCUGCCUGGUAUAAGGCAAAGAGAAUGCUGGGCAAGUUAAAGCCCUGGUAGCCAAGAAAAGUUUGCCCUGUUCUUAUCUAGCUUCUUUGAAUCAGUCAGUGUACAGACCUCCUUUCUGGCCACACAUCUGUGAACCCCUAUAUUUUCUGGGGCCAGAAGGAAUGAAUGCCCAUGAGCCUGUCCUGUCAACUUCUGUGUCUGUGUGGUGUAUGGGUGCAACUUCUGCCUGGUUGGUUGUUGACAGAAGACCAGAAGAACCUCCUUGUAGGUUCAUUGUCACUGGAGUAAGUCCCAGCCUUUUCGCUAUAGUUGACUUGCUUCAAUAUUGGAACACUUCAUUAGGGACAGCUGUGGCACUGGGCUGGAGACCAGGAAGAAGUCACAAGUGGUGGGGAUGUCCUAGGGACAUGAGUCGUGCCCAGGGUGUAAGCCCAAACCUUUCCAUUUCCUGAAUGGUCUGUGAAUAUGCCCAUGUGGACGCUGUAUCCUGCUGCUGUCCCUCUCCUGGUCUCACUACCACUGCAUGGCCUCCUAUCACUGUGAACUGUGGCCAAGUCCCAGUUUGUAGUUUCAUUAAAUUGGCCCUUACACUCCCCUGCCCUGGGCCUCUGCUGUCUUGCCUGGCUUCCUUCUUUCCUGAGGGACAGGGUGGGACUACAGGUAACUCUACUGGCAGGCAGUACCCCAGGCCUGGGAAACAACACAGGAACCCCAGUUGUUCUAGGCCAGGUCAUUGGUUUCCACUAUUUACAUAAUUAGGUGUCCUGGCUGCAGAACCUGAGAACUGGAGCCCUGCCCUAGCUUAGUGACCUCCUAACCUAUAGCUGUUGCUCUUCAGUCCUUAAACAAGAUAGGUCUAAGAUCUUACAGUUUGAAGAUAAACACUGAAGUCUGGGCACUCAGACCUUGGUAAAACCAAUCAUCUAAACUGUGAAGGUGGUGGGUUCAAGUCAUUAAAGAGUUUCCCUGUUUCACCAUUUUUUUUCACGCAAGACUUUUAUAGGACUAGGUUCUUAACUAAUAAAAUAUUUUAGACCAUGAA
Molecule: messenger RNA, 2619 nt
Organism: Meriones unguiculatus (Mongolian gerbil)
Lineage: Eukaryota; Metazoa; Chordata; Mammalia; Rodentia; Muridae
Gene: Cdip1
Product: cell death inducing p53 target 1
Exons: 7
Coding region: 325-951 (208 amino acids)
Biological process (GO): tumor necrosis factor-mediated signaling pathway; intrinsic apoptotic signaling pathway in response to DNA damage by p53 class mediator
Molecular function (GO): zinc ion binding
Source: RefSeq, a predicted model, not a curated record